Molecule: messenger RNA, 2382 nt
Organism: Fusarium tjaetaba
Lineage: Eukaryota; Fungi; Ascomycota; Sordariomycetes; Hypocreales; Nectriaceae
Product: prolyl-tRNA synthetase
Exons: 10
Coding region: 1-2382 (793 amino acids)
Biological process (GO): prolyl-tRNA aminoacylation
Cellular component (GO): cytoplasm; mitochondrion
Molecular function (GO): ATP binding; proline-tRNA ligase activity
Source: RefSeq, a predicted model, not a curated record
AUGAUAGGAAAAAGGAUUUCUCGUAUAGGUGGCUCUCUUAUCCAAAGGGGCCCCUUGGGUGUCCAGCUGCGUGCCUUGUCAGUCACAAGUCUAGCAAAAGCCGACUCGCAACGGUCUACCCUGUCGACAAUAUGGGUGCCAACCGGGGGUAUCGCUGCUAAUGAAGAUGAGUUUGGCCAUGGAAAACUCGUUCGCGGUGGUUUCCUCCGGCAGGCUCACUCUGGUAUUUUCCAGCUUCUUCCUCUAGGCCUCCGUGUUCAGGAUAAGAUAGAAAAGCUGAUCGAUAAACAUAUGCACUCAGUUGGUGCAUCGAGAUUAUCUCUGUCAACCAUUUCAUCAGAAGAACUGUGGCGAAAGAGUGAUCGUCUUGAAUCUGUUGCGCCGGAGCUUUUCCGACUCAAAGAUCGUAAAAAUACUCCGCUGAUAUUGUCGCCCACACACGAGGAGGAGAUCACCACGCUUGUGGCCGGAAUCGUUAAUUCAUACAAGGACCUCCCAAUCCGACUUUACCAGAUCACCCGAAAAUACCGUGAUGAGCGUCGCCCUCGCCACGGUCUUCUGCGCUCACGGGAGUUCAUGAUGAAGGAUCUCUACACUUUCGACCUCACAACACUUGAGGCUGUGGAGACCUAUCGUCAAGUGUCUGCAGCAUACCGCGCCUUCUUUGAUGAGCUAAAACUCCCAUAUCUUGUGGCCGAGGCAAGCUCUGGUGAUAUGGGCGGUGACUUGAGCCAUGAAUACCACUUGCCGAGUUCUGUCGGAGAAGAUACCGUGGUAAAUUGUGACUCUUGUGGCUAUACGGCUAACGACGAAGUCGCUGCUCUCCGGCCCCCCUCUCCGGCAUAUGAUAGUUCGGAGAGCCCUCCGGCGUCCAACUUCCGUGUUUGGCGAGGCAUCUCUAAGGAUCGAAAAACCUUGAUCAAUGCUUGGUAUCCUCGACCAUCGGGGACCUCUGCAGAAAGUGGUCUCAAUCUUCAUGCUGUCAAAUCAGCUGUCCCUGAGCUGGAUGCCACUAUUGAGGAUCCGUUGCCACUUUGGGGAGUAUCACUGGAGAGCGGAACGACAAAAGUGAUCAAUGUUGUUGAUGGAAGACUUGUACCGGUAUUUGAAAGGGUUCGCGACCAGUUGCCGUUGUUACCCAAAGAUCUUCAACCAUUCCAAGCUGAGUAUUCAACAAUUGACAGUACAGCCUCUGGUGGCGGGCUGAAUUUGGCACGUAUCACUGAUGGCGAUGCCUGCCCUCGAUGUGAAGAUGGCGCAUUAAAAAUCCAUCGUGCUUUAGAGUGCGGCCACACAUUCCAACUUGGAACUCGCUAUUCAGUACCACUCGAUGCCUGUGUAACUUUACCACGCUCGGGGAUUCCGGCGACAGCUGCGGAAGAGGGACUGGCCCCAGGGAGUCGCAUUCCUCUACAAAUGGGCUGUCAUGGCGUCGGCGUUUCGAGAAUCUUUGGUGCUGUUGCAGAGAUUCUCGCGGACGAGCAGGGACUGAGUUGGCCCCGAGCCAUUGCACCGUUUGAGGUUGCGAUCAUAUUUACACCAGACUUAGCCGAAGAUUCUCUGAGAAUUUACGACUUGCUUGCCGCGGGCGACAAUUCGCGUAAUGGCUUGGACGUUGUUCUUGAUGAUCGCCAGCGAUCAUUUGUCUGGAAGAUGAAAGAUGCCGAUAUAGUAGGGUUUCCUGUCUUGGUUAUCAUGGGAAGAUCUUACAAAGAGAAUGGAACUUGCGAGGUUCAAUGCAGACGACUUUCGAUCAAGGAAACUGUAAAGCUUGACGCUCUGCCAGAAUUCAUCUCAAAUUUAUUGGAUCAGCUGUACAGCAAGGAGGUGUGCGGGCAAAAUCAAUCAGCGACAGUGCCUAUAGCACCCCCGUUAGUAGAAUUCAACAACCCCACGUCAUUUUAUUACUCAAGCGAGACCUUGGAGGGGCAUUCAAAGGCACCUAGAAUCAACCUCGAUACGCUAGAGCCCCAGCAGCUUGCCCAAGUCAAGAAGCAGCUUGAUGAAGAGCUCGAGCACUUGACGACUUCGUUCGCACAACUCCAUGCCGCCCAGAACAAGUUUAAAGACUGCCUCCAAUGCGUGAAAAGCCGCACUGCCGCUCCCGAGGGAUCCAACUCUGUACUGGUUCCUCUCACCAACUCACUCUACGUUCGUGGUGAGCUCACAGAUGCCGAUACUGUAUUGGUGGAUGUAGGCACUGGAUUCUUGGUUGAAAAAAAACUCAAGUCGGCCGAAAAGUUCUACGAGAGCAAGGUUGAGGAGCUGGGAAAUAACCUGAAAGAUCUCGAGGUUAUUGUCCAACGGAAGCAGACAAAUGCACGAACGAUUGAAGAAGGCAUGUUUUUCUCGCAGCUUCUACUAGGAGCAAGGCUAAUUUGA